Messenger RNA from Pieris rapae (cabbage white), 2203 nucleotides. RefSeq names its product orexin/Hypocretin receptor type 1-like (gene NGR-A5). The transcript is spliced from 7 exons. Gene Ontology annotation, molecular function: orexin receptor activity. NCBI's taxonomy places the organism in Eukaryota, Metazoa, Arthropoda, Insecta, Lepidoptera, Pieridae. The record is from RefSeq and is a predicted model, not a curated record. Gene Ontology annotation, cellular component: membrane. Gene Ontology annotation, biological process: feeding behavior; G protein-coupled receptor signaling pathway. The coding region runs from base 71 to 1666 and encodes 531 amino acids.
GAUCUCCGUGUCUAACAAAGCGGAAUUUCUUUAAAGCGAUCCAAAUUUUACUCCAAAAAAUGUAACCAAAAUGGCGCUGACAAUAUCACUCUGUAUAUUACUCGCCCUAAUCAAUGUUACAUCAUCAGACAUUCAUCCAAACGAAACAUUUAUCAAAGACCUGGACAGUUUGAUAAGUGAGAAAGUCAUAGACACAUUGAUAUCGGAUAGUUUUAAAAUAAGAAAAUUAGAGGCUAUCAAUGACAUAAGGAAGAGAGAUAUUAAUACAACAGAGGAAUCAAGUAUAGAAAGUACUGAUGAUGAAACAGAAGACACAACCAUUUACUAUGAAUACAACAGCUCUGAGGUGUGUGUUGGCGAACCAGAUUACUGUAAUAUGACAAGAGAGGCAUACUUUCGAAUGAUUUACGAUUAUAUAUACCCUCAAACAUAUGAAUGGGUGUUAAUAGCGACAAAUGCAAUAGUCUUCGUGAUUGGUUUAAUAGGAAACGCGUUAGUUUGUAUCGCCGUGUACAGGAAUCAUUCAAUGAGGACUGUGACGAAUUAUUUUAUAGUGAAUCUAGCGGUGGCUGAUUUUAUGGUGAUUUUGAUUUGUCUGCCUCCAACGGUACUGUGGGACGUGACGGAAACAUGGUUCUUCGGGACUGCUAUGUGCAGAAUUGUUCUGUACUUUCAGUCAGUAUCGGUGACAGUGUCAGUUUUGACAUUGACGUUCAUCUCGGUUGACCGCUGGUACGCCAUUUGCUUCCCGCUCAAAUUCAAAUCCACCACAAGCCGAGCGAAGACCGCCAUCUUGAUUAUAUGGGUGCUGUCUUUAUCAUUCAAUAUACCAGAGUUUGUCGUGCUACAGGUGGAACACCGAAUGCAAUUGCGAUUCGAUGCUCAGUUUUUUAUGCAGUGCUCGCCGACUUGGUCAGACGAAAGUGACCUUACCUGGCAUAUUAUUAAGGCCCUAUUUCUGUACACAUUCCCUCUUCUGCUGAUGAUGAUAGCCUAUUGCCAGAUUGUGCGAGUCCUCUGGAGGUCAGAUAACAUACCUGGGCAUACAGAGUCUCACAAGCUUUGUCCUGGACAAAAUAAUUGGCUAGCAGCUAACAGACGCACUACGCCGUCAAUUCACACAAAUGCUUCAACUGAAGGUCAACUUCGUUCAAGACGCAAAGCUGCCAAGAUGCUGGUAGCUGUUGUCAUUAUGUUUGCUGUCUGCUACUUCCCUGUUCAUCUCGUAUCUGUCCUGAGGGUGGCAUAUGACGUCAGGCAAAGCGACAUCAUGACCUGUAUAGCUCUGAUCUCGCAUGUGAUGUGCUACGCCAACUCAGCUGUCAACCCGCUAAUUUACAACUUUAUGAGUGGUAAAUUCAGACGCGAGUUCCACCGUUCCUACUUCAAAUGCUGCUGCUGUCUUCCACCGCCUGAGCAGAACGUAUCGUUCGCUCCCAUCGGCAGCUCUAGAACGGGAACCACACGAACUGUCGUACGGCGGAACGACUCCUGCGCGAGCUACCGUCUCACUCACCUCUCGCCAUCGAAUAACAUUCACCGCGAUCUGCGAAACACAAACACGUCGUUCAUCGAACAUAUGAAUGGAAAUAGACGGCUCAAGGUACGUGAUGAUUCGAUCAGUGAGUCAGCUAGAUUUACAUUGACAACAGAUGUCAGGGAAUGACAGAAUUAUAGUGAAAGAAGAGAAUGCGAUUGUUUUAAGAGAAAUGAUGAAAGUUACGAUACCGAUCAUUGUACUGAUGCUACGGAAUUGGAGAGAUCUAAAUUUAGUCGUAGUUUAAAUUAUCAGAGAAGAUAGAUAAUGUGUGUUAAUGUAAAUUUAUGGAGUGGAGAACUUAAUGUCAAUAAGCCAGUUCGUUUGCCAACUCACUUCAGUCAGCGAAGAUGCGUCAACUAAAGCAUGAGUAACACAAACCUACGGAAUUCGAAAAGUCGAGCCGUAUUUUUUUUAUAAAUAAUUUUUGAACAAAUAAAAUACUGUUUGUAAAUGUACAAGCCAUAAUAUUGAUAAGUGUAAUAAUAAAGUAUUUGGAUAUAUUUGAUUUAUAUAUUUAAACAUAUGUUAUACAAAAAAUUCACAAGCUACAUAAAGAUCUAAUUAGUGUAUGGUUCCAGGUUGAAAGGAAUUUUUGCUUUGGAAGGCCUAAGCGAAACAAAGAUACUACUUUUAUUUUGUGUUAAAAAUAUUUAUUGAAAUAUU